AUGCAGGCGACGCCUCCACCAACAGAAGUCAGUCCGGAUGAGGAAGAAGUACCAUCGCACCAUGAACCUGUCACAGAAUCCCAGCAGCAAAUUGUCUAUCCCCCUGCACCUCAGAACGUCAGGAGCCCACCGUUCCCUAUUCUUGCAGAACUUUUUGACAAUCUUGCAAAUGAGCGGAGGCAAGACUUGAGAAGAAAGCGUCUGGCGAAUUGGUUCAAUGGCUGGCGACGCGACGCCGGAAAGGACCUUUAUCCCGUCUUGCGUCUGAUUCUUCCACAGAAAGACCGCGAGCGGUCUGUCUAUGGACUGAAGGAGAAGAAUCUCGCCAAGACAUAUAUCAAACUCAUACCACUCGGAAUGAAAGACCCGGACGCUGUCAGGCUGCUCAAUUGGAAGAGACCGACCGAAAGAGAUAAAACGUCGGGAGAUUUUCCGACCGUAUUAUAUGAAGUUGUCAGCAAACGGUCUUCCGUAACUCAAGGCAGUUUGACGGUCGAUCAGGUCAACGAUAUACUGGAUCAGUUAAGCCAGAGCAUUGGAAAGCAGGACUUGCAGUCCAAACUUCUCCAGAGAAUUUACAACUCAUGUACACCCGAAGAACAGCGAUGGGUAGCACGGAUCAUCCUAAAAGAUAUGCAGAUAAAUGUCAAAGAAACCACCGUCUUUGCUGUAUUCCAUCCUGACGCUGUCGAUCUAUUUAAUGCCUGCUCGGAUUUGAAGAAGGUCGCUCAUGAGCUUUGGGAUCCAGAACGCAGACUGAAUGAUUCAGACAAACAAGUCAACCUAUUCCGCGCUUUCGCCCCGAUGUUGUGCAAGCGGCCAAGCGCAAAGCUCGAAGACUCUAUCAAAGAUAUGCAAGGACAACCGUUCAUUAUUGAAGAGAAGCUAGAUGGAGAGAGAAUGCAGUUGCAUAAACGGGGGAACGAGUUCUUUUAUUGUUCGAGAAAAGGAAAGGAUUACACGUAUCUUUAUGGCGCCAAUUCGGAAUCAGGAAGUCUGACACCAUACAUAUGGAAUGCAUUUGACGAGCGAGUUGACGAGAUCAUACUUGAUGGCGAAAUGUUGGUCUGGGAUCCUGUUUCUGGACGAAAUCUCCCAUUUGGAACUUUGAAGACUGCAGCGCUAGACAAGUCGAAGACCAUGGCCAAUCCAAGACCGUGCUUCAAAGUUUUCGAUCUACUAUAUCUUAAUGGCAUGUGCUUGACCAAACGUUCCGUGAAGUUUCGCAAGCGCAAUUUGAAAGCAUACGUGAAAGAAGUCAAGGGCAGACUCGAGUAUGUCACUGAAUAUGAAGGCAGAAGCGCUAGUGACGUUCGAAAACGCCUCGAAGAAAUCAUGGCAAAUAGAGGGGAGGGACUCAUUAUUAAGCACCCUAAUUCCGAGUACAUUUUGAACGGGAGAAAUAAGGAUUGGGUAAAAGUCAAACCCGAGUACAUGGACAAUAUGGGAGAGACUGUUGAUCUACUUGUUGUCGGGGGGAAUUAUGGAACUGGGUACCGUAGCGGCGGAGUCUCAACGCUUAUAUGCGCGGUUCUGGAUGACAGAAGAACUGCGUCGGAUGAUGACGAACCGAAGUACAGUUCAUUCGUGCGAAUUGGUACCGGUUUAUCAUAUGCGGACUAUGUCUGGAUCCGUCAGAAAAAUUGGAAACCUUUCGACAAGAACAAGAUGCCCUCAUGGUACCAAGCGUCGAAGAAAGGUUAUGAUGAUAAGGGCGAUAUAUAUAUUGAACCAGAAGAUUCUUUCAUCUUGAAGAUCAAAGCCGCUGAAAUCACUCCGAGCGACCAGUACCAUCUCGGCUUUACUAUGCGCUUUCCUCGCGCCGUUGCUAUCCGUGAUGAUCUGAGUAUAGCUGACUGUAUGUCAGCAACGGCCGUACUCGAGAGCAUGAAGACCGUGAAGAAACGGAAGAUUGAAGAAACUGACUUGAAAACAAAGAAGAAACGGAAGGUUGUACGGAAGCCAGUAAAUGUCAUGCCAGAGUACCGAGGCGAGGUGUUGAAGGAUGUCGAUGUUCAGUCAGAUAUCUUUGAGGGAUUGAAAUUCAUGGUCGCUUCCGACCCCAGAAACAGGAAUGGUGACAAGGAGAAGAAGGAGCUCCAGAAGAUCAUCCACGUAAACGGUGGUAAAUAUGUGCAGAUUGCGAAGGGGAUUGAUCCAAUUCUUGUGGUUUAUGGCGGCCUUACAAUACCUUAUGACUUGAAACUUAUCAUUGAUAAGGACAUCCACGACAUCAUUCGGCCUUCUUGGAUUUACGAUUGUGUCGAGCGAGGGAAGCGACUACCUUUACAUAAGAAAUAUUUCUUCCACGCUACCUCGGACCGGAAGCUUGACAAAGAGUUCAACGAAGUCGGUGAAGGAAACACAGAGCCAAGUACAAACGGUGCUCCGGCUCCUACCGCAGAAGCAGCGAAUGAAGAAGAAUCAGCUACAGAAAGUUCUGGAGGUGAAGAACCCCCGACUGUCAAGUCCACGGAAAUCGAUCCCGCCAUGGCAGAUUGGUUCAAAGUGGAUAAGAAGUCGGAUGGUGCAUCAUCGAAGGAGGUACCAAGCGACUCGGAGACGGACCCUGACUCUGAUUAUGAUGAGUUGAGGUUUGACGAGGAGGCAGAGGAAUGGGUCUUGCCUGUUAGACCAGCUGCGACGAUGGAGGAUGGGCAGCAAAGGACACCUUCGACCUUGCGAGAAAGCAGCGACGAUGUCGACAACUCCGAUGUAAGAAUGGGAGAAGACGAGUCAGCCAUGGAACUCGACCCAGAGCUCAUCUUCAAGCACCUCUGCUUCUACCUCGACACACCCACAAAUGCAGAACGCCACGGAAUGGAAAUUAAGUCGAAGUACAAGGAUCAAAUCUCCACUUCGUUCGUCGAGAUCGAAGACCUCAUAGUCGCAAACGGCGGCCGGGUCGUCUCCAAUCUGGACGAACAGAAGUUGACACAUGUCGUACUUGAUAAACGAGAUAUCAGUCGACGUAAGGAGCUUAUGCAGCGGACGUCAAAACCAAAACAUCGAUACCUCGUGUUAAGCGAUUUCAUACACGCAUGCGUCGAGGAGCAUAGUCUGCUUGACGAAGAAGGGUUCGUUCCUUGAUUAUUAUGGAAACAGGGUUCAGUACCAAAAACACAAAAC
Molecule: messenger RNA, 3129 nt
Organism: Fomitiporia mediterranea MF3/22
Lineage: Eukaryota; Fungi; Basidiomycota; Agaricomycetes; Hymenochaetales; Hymenochaetaceae
Product: DNA ligase 4
Exons: 27
Coding region: 1-3090 (1029 amino acids)
Biological process (GO): DNA recombination; nucleotide-excision repair, DNA gap filling; double-strand break repair via nonhomologous end joining
Cellular component (GO): DNA ligase IV complex
Molecular function (GO): DNA ligase (ATP) activity; ATP binding; DNA binding
Source: RefSeq, a predicted model, not a curated record